CGCCACGCCAGGGACUCCCCCAUUCAGCGUUGUCCUCCCGGACCCCGCCUCCUGCGCGGUCCGCCCCGUCUCCGGGCUGCCCUUAGCGCCGCCUGAUUGCACUUGAGCCCUUGCCUGUGCCAGGCUCUGAGCUGUGUGGGUGUGGAGGCAGCGGGUCCCUGUCGCCAGUGCUAUGUCUGGAUGCCACGCUCCAGAUGGAGACUGUAUCUCGCGGCGAUGCGAAGCGCAGGACAAGAAACAUCCAAGAUACCUGAUUCCAGAGCUUUGCAAACAGUUUUACCAUUUGGGCUGGGUCACUGGGACUGGAGGAGGGAUUAGCUUGAAGCAUGGCAAUGAAAUCUACAUUGCUCCUUCAGGCGUGCAAAAGGAACAAAUUCAGCCGGAAGACAUGUUCGUUUGUGAUAUAAGUGAACGGGAUAUAAGUGGACCUCCAGAAUCUAAGAAGCUAAAAAAAAGCCAGUGUACUCCUCUUUUUAUGAAUGCAUACACGAUGAGAGGAGCGGGCGCAGUGAUUCAUACCCACUCUAAAGCUGCUGUCAUGGCUACCCUUCUCUUUCCAGGACGAGAGUUUAAAAUUACGCAUCAAGAGAUGAUAAAAGGAAUAAGGAAAUGCACCUCAGGAGGGUAUUAUAGAUACAAUGAUAUGUUAGUGGUACCCAUUAUUGAGAACACUCCUGAGGAGAAAGACCUCAAAGAACGCAUGGCUCGUGCGAUGAAUGAGUACCCUGAUUCCUGUGCAGUGCUCGUCAGGCGCCAUGGAGUAUAUGUGUGGGGAGAAACCUGGGAGAAGGCUAAAACCAUGUGUGAGUGUUAUGACUAUUUGUUUGAUAUUGCUGUAUCAAUGAAGAAAGUUGGACUUGAUCCUGCCCAGCUCCCAGUUGGAGAAAAUGGAAUUGUAUAAGCCAAAUGGAAGUUUAGUUACGUACAGUAGAAGCCUAAAUUUGACACUUAAUUAUUUUUUUAAAUAAAUUGAAUGAUUUGUAUGAUGCCAUUAAUUUGUCACCAUAUACUACAGUUGUUCACACCUAAUGUCUUCUGACAUUGUACAUUUGUUUAUAUACUUGUAAUUUUAAGUGGCAGAGAGAUGGAAUGAAAAAAAUUUUUACCCAGUGUUUUCUUAUGUUUAUUUUAAAUUUUGUAACAGCAAAAUAUUUGUCCUUUAAUCUUUAAAGCUGCUAGUGAUAAUGGAACUCAUUGGAAACUUUCCACUUAAUUAUGGAAUGGGCAUUUUCUUAUUUUAAUCAUAGCACAUAAUUUUUGAUGUCAAAACAAUUUUAUAGAUUUUUCCCUGUUGAGUUUUAGUGUUUCCCUCUUCAGGCUUAUUAGCACCAAUAAUCCAAAAAUCCAAAAUCCAAAACUUUAGCACAAUCAGGAGGCAUAGGUAGAAAAUUCCACACCUGACCUCAUGUGACAAGGCAUUGUCAAAAUGCCAGUACACUAUAAGUACUGCAUAAAAUUAUCUUCAGCCUAAGUUACAUAUGAAAUAUAAAUGAAUUCUAUGUUUAAACUUGGUCCUCUCCCCAAGAUAUUUGGGGAUAGAUAUUCCAGAAUUCAAAAAAUGUAUAUGCAGAUAUCCCAAAAUGCAAAAAAGUCUAAAACACUUCUGGUUCUAUACAUUUCAGAUAAGGGAUACUCAAUCUAUAAAACAAUAUUGUUCCCUCAUAUGAUGAGAUAAUUGCAAAAUUCAAGUCAGAUAAUAUUAUCUCUGACUCACCAAACAAACCCUGACUGAACCAGUGAUGUAAUUAAUUAGAAAGUUUUUGUAAUGUAACCAAAAGUAAAAUCAACUUGAUCAUAAAGAUUUUAGUAUUUGACUUAACGCUUUUUUAAAACUGAGGGAGAAAAUUAUGUAUCAUCUCCAAAAUACUAAUUUUCUAUUCCUACCCCUCAUUAUCUUCUGACUCAUUAGCUUCAUUAUCUCAGAUUUUUUCCUUUCAAUAGUUCUCUAACCUCAUCCAGACGUUUAGUCUCUUGCUCAUAACAUUGUGUUACCCAUUACUCCUUUUGUGUCUUGCUUCCUUAGGAACCACCGAUUUUGUGGUCUAGUACUCACACCACUUCAUUACAAGCAUCCUUUUCUCAUUGUAUCUUGCUUUCUCACUUUUACUUACCUGGUAAAGACUUCAGUUUUUGUUAGUUUACCUGUGCUCAAGCAGCAAAGCCUGGUGGAAAAUCAGGCAACCAUGUUGGCUGAUCCCAGAUGGCCACUGGAUACUGCCAAAUGGACUCCACAAUACCCAGGUAAACUCAUUUUCCAACCUCUUGACUUUCUCCUCACCAUUCCUUUUCCUUCAUCAAAUCUGCAACAUUCCCCGCCAGCUUUUAGGAGGUAAUCUUACCUCAUACUUGAGAAGAUAGACUCAUGGCAAAGAUAACUAAUUCGGUCCCACUUCACAGCUCACUAACCUUCCUGCUUAUAGCCUCCCUUUGCCACUUUCCAUGAAAUUUGUUAAGGCCAGAUUUUCAAGUAUGCCUAAGACCUAUUGUCCUCUGACAUUUCCAAAGGUUUUGCUUCCGCAAGGAUCCCCACAUUUGUCCCAUUUCUCUUAUAUUGUUAGGGAUUUUACCCUCUUAACUGGAUCUUUUCCAGUGAUAUAAAAAUAUGCUAUAGUAUCUUUCAACUUAAGAUACAAACCUUGUCUCUGACCUUCACCUAACUCUAGCACAUUUAAGAGCUCUUAUUUUUUAAAAAAUUGCCUGCUCUUUUGCCAAUUUUCUAUUCUCCCACUUGCUUCUUGACCCACUUCAUGGAAAAAGCUCUCACCAAGAGAAACCAAAUUCCCUUUAUCCUUAACUUCUUUGGAUGCACUUUUCACUUUUCUUGCUCUAAAAGAAUCCUGUCCCUCCCCCUAAAGACACAGUUUCCCCCGAAGCUAAGUGGUGGUUGCUCCCAUUUCUCUCCUACCUCUGAGCCUAGGGGUGAGAUGAAUGAAUUCACUUAAUGCUAAAUGCCUCUUUCCUUUCCUUGCUCCAUUGUAUCAGCAAACUCAAUCAUAGUUCCGGCAGUCUUCUGACCCCACGCCUUAUGGGUAUGUACCUUAGCUUGGCAGAAGUAAAACAAUCAUGAUAAUGUCAAGUGGGCCUUGAUGCUGCUAUAGAUUUUUACUUUAUUACUCUCAUCCAUUCAUUCUCCUAUUUUCAUGACAACUGUUUUUCUUUUCUUAAACUUCACCUCCCCGCAAUGAAAAUGCCAAGAGAGAACUUCCAGAGGCUCCCCACCUCUGCAUGUCCUAUGCAGCAAGCUGUCCCUGCUGUCCAGUGAGGUCAGACUUCGCUCCUGCUCUCAGUUUCAAAGACAUCACUGCAGCAAUUUCUUCUCCCUCCCACAUCGUCAGUUUUCUUCUGUACUAGAUCUUUCUCUUCAGCAUAUAAAAUAUGCUGGUCUCUCUCCCUUCUUUAAAAUAAAGUCUAAAGCUCACUUUCUUCCUGGAUAACUGUCCGACUUCUGUUUUUUCUUCAAAAUUUCUCAAGAGUUGCUAUAUUCUCAUCUAUUUCCUCUUCUCUCAUUCUGUUGAAUUCAUCCCAACCAGACCGCUUUUCUGAAAUAUUGUCAUGGGCUCUGAAGAUGAUCACACAAAUCCAGUAAGUUUCUAUCUUUUUUUUUUUUUUUUCCAGUUCUGGGGAUUGAACCCAGGGCCUCACAUUUGCUAAGCAAGCUACACCCUAGCCCUGUCCUCAUCUUAACCUGUCAGCAUUUGGUAUAGGGAUCAAAUCCUCAAGGCCAGCUAUUCCCACACAUUGUUGGUUCCUGUUCAGCUCUGCAAAGUCUAGGGUGUCCCAUGAAUCAGUCCUUAGACAAAUUUUCUCCAUCCUUAGUUGGUGAUCUCAUCUAGGUUCAUGGAUUUAAAUAUUAGAUGGCCUGUGACCACUCGUAAAUUUAUUCCUUCAACCACAUAUUUUUCCUGAUCUCUAAACUCCUAUCUGGCUUUGUGAUAUAUGUAGAGCCUGUGUACUCACUGUGUUUGCUCUUUUCACCUGGUCCAAGGCCCACUAAAUUAUUGUAGUUGUCUCCUAACCAAAUUCCCUGCUUCGGCCCUAUUCUCCACUGCUGAUCUUCGCAGUCUAUUCACAUCAGCCUGCAUGAUCCUAUUAGCACGAUGCCAGCUGGUGUCUCCCUUCUCAAAGGUCCCCUUCUGGCUUCAGAGCAGAAACUCCUACUUCUUAUUGCUUCAUUCAGAUAUUCGCCAGACUCACUCUGCUCCAGGGAAUGGAAGCGUUGCGGGGAGGGGGUGUCUUUAAGCUUUCCGGGUACUUUUGCACAUUUUCUUCUCUCUUUCAGUGCUCUUCCUACAAACACCUACAUGGCUCACUCCCUCUUCUCAUUCAUGUCUUCGAAUAUCACCUGACUACCAUAUUUGCAGUCACAGGCCCUUGCCUGCACAGAAAUCUCCUUCCUUGCUUUCCUCCUCUGUAAAAUGCUUAUAACCAACUGCUAACAUCCUAUCAUUUCAUUGUCUUUUUCCUUCUACUAGAUCGCCAGUCCUAUGAUGGCAGAACUUUACAUGUUUGUUCACUGAUGUAUCCCUGGUGUGCAGCAUUUGACACAUACUUCAUACUCAAAUAUUUGUUGACUGAAGAUCACCUUUUUGCUAAAACUAGUGGUCACUUCUUUGUAUUUUACUUGGUUUAACAACAUUACUAGUGGUUUUUCCUCCCUGAAAUGUUUCUCUCCAGGCUUCCAUGACUCCAGAUUCCUGAAAUUUUUUUGUACCUCAUCAGUCACUGCUGUGGGUCUUUUCUUGACUGUUUCUCUUCUCAGACUUCUGAACAUGGAGGGCUUCAGGGCUCUGUCUUAACUAUGUCAACUUUCUAUUUUUUUUUUCUUUUUAGGAAAUCUCAUUAAUGUCAUUUGUUGAUGAUUCAUGGUGUGUUUGUUUUUUUCUCUCUACUUCAGACCCCUUUACAUUCCAGACAGUUAUCUGUAGCUCCUACUCCGCAUCAUUCCCUGGAUAUACAAUACUAGGAUCUUAAAGCUAUUAUGGCCAAAACAAUACAAUUGAUUUUUUCUUCUCUGUGAGCCAUUACCUUGCCCACCUUCAAACAUUUUCUGAAAGCUUAUGCCAAAAAUCUCUUUGAGACAGACUGACACAUUGUAAGUACUCAAUAUUUGUUUUCUAGAUUCUUGGUGGAAGUUCCUCCACUGGCAAAAAAAAUAGUUUGGGUACUUCUGUUUAGCUUCGUAUGUAUGUAUGUAUGUAUGCAUGUAUGUAUGUAUGUAUGUAUGUAUAUACUGGAGAUUGAAUCCAGAGCCUUUGAAUUAAGCUAUAUUCCCAAUCUUUAUAAAUUUUUUUGUCUUGAUCUCACUAAGUCACCAAGUUUCUCAGGCUGCGAUUUGAAUUUACAAUCUUCCUGCCUCAGUCUCCCAGAGUACUGGGAUUACAAAUGUGUGCCACCACACCAAGCAUUUUCCUUAUUUUUAAAAUGGAGCUAAGAACAAGAUAAAAUAAGUGAAAAAACUAUAUAAAAUAAGUGAAAGGAAUAGCCAUAGUGUUUGCUUUGUGGGUAAGUGUUCAAUAAAUAGGUUGCCUUUGUUUCUCUAAGUCCCGUUUAAUCUUUAUAAUAAUUUUUUACAUUAGUUUCUGAGGAAUUUUGCUUAACUUAGGAGACAUAAUAGUCUUUUGGAAUAUUAUCCCAAUUUUUUUUAAAAGAUGAGGAAAUUGAAGCCCAGAAAGGAAUGAUAAGUAGAAUUUCAAUAAGAGAAAAUAGGGAAAUUUCUUAACAUACUAUCUGCCGUGUGUUAGGUAUGCACUGCAAAUACAAAGUUCUUUCCCUAAGAAGCACACACAUAGCUACCUCAGGGUUAUCACCAUUCGAGUAGUAAAUCAUGUGAACUAUGCUACAGCAGCGGCACAUUUCCAAUUGCAUGUUUCUUUAUCACUGGAAAUGCAGAAAAGAUUUACAAAGCUGGUUUAGAGCUGAGAAAGCAACCAGUUGGUCGAAGUCUAUAUGUACGAGUUUAUAUUCUUUCUUAAAGAAUGUGAUCCCUGCUGGGUGAUCACAAGGAGCUUAGGUUCAAAGGUGAAUCUAAAUACAGCCUGGGAGGACUAAUUCCCGAUAUCUGGCACAUAAGUGUUCAGUGACUAUGGCAAGGGUCAACAGGUAUUCUUCACAUGCCCUUGUGAUUCUUGUUCUUGCUAUAAUUACUUUAAAUAAGAGGGAAAAGGUUGGUUGUGAAUGAAGGAUUAAAUUGGUAAGAGAUUUAGAUCAAGUCGAUUUUUUGUGUCAUGAAUUGCAGGACAUGCCAUUUACUUUCAGAUUGAAUAAGGGAUUAACAUUUUAGUCAAGAGAUUGUCAUUUGUUUCUCAAAUGAUUUUAGAGCCUGUGGUCUCACCCAGUUCUUUUGUGAGAAGUACUUCAAAAUAAUGUCAGAGAAAGCCCUAAACAAUCAGAAGGGUAAAGUCAUAGUCUUAAGGAGUGUUUCAUCUUACAUUUCAAUUUGUUCAAAUACUUCUCUUUUGAAAUAGAAAACUUUGUCAGGUCUCCUCAACAGCUGUACUCGCAGUAGUCAAACUUAGGAUUAAUAACAUGGGCAUCAUUUUUCAAGAGGCAAUUAGAAUUCUCCCAGCCAGUUUCUUUAAAACACAAUUACAAAAGAAAAGAGGUUGUGGAUUCCAUUUCACUGAUCUGUAAUCUAUAAGCAGCAUAUCAUCAAGUUUGGGAUGCUAAUCUAUGAAAAUCAGUAUUCUUUCAUGAUUGUAAGUUUCAAAUAGUGUUCAUUUCUCUCUCUGUCACAGUCUAAUUGUAUAAUUUUGACUAUCUGAAUUUUACUUUCUGAAGAUUAAAUAAACCUGAAUUUAAAGAAAAA
Heterocephalus glaber (naked mole-rat) is the source of this 6805-nucleotide messenger RNA. It is a transcript of the gene Apip, whose product is annotated as APAF1 interacting protein. Gene Ontology annotation, cellular component: cytoplasm. Lineage: Eukaryota; Metazoa; Chordata; Mammalia; Rodentia; Bathyergidae. Gene Ontology annotation, molecular function: methylthioribulose 1-phosphate dehydratase activity; metal ion binding. The record is from RefSeq and is a predicted model, not a curated record.